AUGAAUAGUCUGGUUAGUUCAACAAUCUUCUCAGCGCUAACAACGACACUUUACUUUUAUCAUACCGGCAACAACAGCAACAACUUCAUCAUCAGCAAUAACAACAACAUCAACAACAACAACGAAAACAACCCCACAAACAACAACAACAACAACAACAACAUUAUUUUCAAAUAUUCUCCUCAUUACAAACACGUCAGCAAAGAGAAUGUCGUCAACAACAGCAACAACAACUUCAACGAAACCUACCAGAACGACUAUCAAUACCACUACCACCAAAACAGCAAUGACCUUAGCGACAUCUAUUACACCAACAGCAAUGACAGCGACUACACCAGCUACAACUUCGAACCUUCACAGACCACAUCGCCAUCACUCUCCGACGGGGUAAACUACAAGACCCCAAAUAACUCCACCAAAAAGCCCUGGCCAGUUUUCAAACAGCCCACGCAUACCAUCGUCAUCUUCGUCUGCGUUUACGCUCUUGUCAUAGCCGUCGGCUUGCUUAGCAACGCGAUGAUCGUCAUGGUGAUUUGCUGUUUUCCGCCGAUGAGAAGCUCAACGAAUAUAUUUUUGGGAAACUUAGCAAUGGCGGACAUGAUGGUCAGCUCGUUCGUCGUGCCGUUCAACCUGUUUGAUAAUAUUUUUCAAGAAUGGCAUUUUGGCCCUGUGGUUUGCAAGCUGUUUCCAUAUCUGCAAGGUGUGGCAGUCAGUAGCUCCGUCAACACGCUAGUGGCUGUGGCAGCCGAAAGGUACGUGAUGAUUUUCUCACCGCAAACUUCAAAAAUGAAGCCUAGGUCGGCGUUGGUUAGCGUCUGCUUCAUCUGGCUGAUACCUCUACUGAUUUUCGUACCCUGGGUUGUGGUGUACAUUGAGAAGAUCCACACGAUAAAGGGCCACCCGUACGUAGCCUGCCAAGCCAUGUGGACAGACCAAAAGACCCAGAAAUUUUUUACCCUGUUUGUGGCAGUCCUCUGCUGUUACGUAGUCCCCCUAUGUUGUGUUGCCGUCUUCUACAUCCUCAUCGGCAUCAGGGUUUAUCGGAGAAAAAUCAGAGGAAUGAACGACCAAUCAUCUGCCGUUCAGCACCUGGCCCGGAGCAAGAAACGAAUCCUGAUGAUGCUGUCUAUGGUCUCUCUAUUCUUCGCCCUCUCCUGGCUUCCCUUCUACUCCAUGCACGUCUACAUGCUCUUUGCCAGGGUCGAAAUACCCAGCAAUAGAUUUACAGAAAUUUUAAAGACUUACAUCAAGCCGAUAGCCCAGUGGCUGGCUUGUCUUAACAGCUGCGUCAAUCCUUUUGUAUACUGCUAUUAUAAUGUUAAUUUUCGUCGAGGGAUGAAGCAGUUACUUGUUAGGUGGCGGUCUGGAAGGGCCGAUGGAGGGUGCUGUUGCCCCACAUGGUGGCAGGUCAAUAAAGGAAGGAGGAGGAGUGAGUUUGGGGAUUGUAAUGGGGUGGUUAAUGGGGGUAGCGCUAGGAGGAGGUUGACUCACGAUGUCAUGUUCAUGGAGAGCAAUGGAUUGACUCGUUUGUAG
Molecule: messenger RNA, 1533 nt
Organism: Helobdella robusta
Lineage: Eukaryota; Metazoa; Annelida; Clitellata; Rhynchobdellida; Glossiphoniidae
Exons: 5
Coding region: 1-1533 (510 amino acids)
Biological process (GO): G protein-coupled receptor signaling pathway
Cellular component (GO): membrane
Molecular function (GO): peptide binding; neuropeptide Y receptor activity
Source: RefSeq, a predicted model, not a curated record